AACUCUCGCUCAUUCUUCUUCUUCAUUGCUCUCUCUCAUCGGCCGCGCCUUGUGUCUCUCUCCUUCAAAUCGCCUUCUCUCUCUUGCUAUAAACUCGUAAUCGAUUUCUGUCUCGUCGUUGAUCAGGUCGGUUCGAUUCUUUGGCUCUCUUCUUUUCACAGAGUUGUCAAUCUCCUUGAUAUCAAGGGGACUGUCUGGUAAGAAUGGCGGAACAAGUCUUGGAAGGGAGCCAACCGGUUGAUCUCCAGAAGCACCCUUCGGGAAUAGUUCCAACUUUACAGAAUAUUGUCUCCACUGUUAAUUUGGAUUGCAAGUUGGAUCUUAAGGCCAUUGCGCUCCAAGCUAGAAAUGCAGAAUACAAUCCGAAGCGUUUUGCUGCGGUUAUUAUGAGGAUAAGGGAACCAAAAACCACAGCGUUGAUAUUUGCAUCUGGCAAGAUGGUAUGUACAGGAGCUAAAAGUGAACAACAGUCGAAACUUGCUGCAAGAAAGUAUGCUCGUAUCAUUCAGAAACUUGGGUUUCCGGCAAAGUUUAAGGACUUCAAAAUCCAGAAUAUAGUAGGCUCCUGCGACGUUAAGUUUCCCAUUAGGCUUGAAGGACUUGCAUAUUCACAUGGUGCCUUCUCAAGUUAUGAACCAGAACUAUUUCCGGGCUUGAUUUAUCGGAUGAAGCAACCGAAAAUUGUGCUGCUUAUAUUUGUCUCUGGAAAAAUUGUUCUUACAGGAGCAAAGGUGAGGGAAGAGACCUACACUGCAUUUGAGAACAUUUACCCUGUCCUAACAGAGUUCAGGAAAAAUCAGCAAUGAUGGGAUGGCAGAGGACUCACUGUCAUUGUUCUUGUAUUAAAAUUUUGGCAUUUAUGUUUUUAACAUCGCUUUACAUAGUCUGAAAGUGUAUCCUUACCUAAAGCCACUCCUUAAAUUCGUCAACCUCAAGAGGUCUUAUAUUCAGUUAAAGUUCUGUUGGCAGACAUAACAGAUGGAGCAAUCAAAGACAAUUUGCUUGCAAAAGGUUUGCAGUGGAACACUUGUUGCUGUGACGACCACUGCGCUGGAUAGAAUUGUAAAUAUGGAAAGGUGGUUGUCACUGUUGACUGAUUGGCUAACGAUGAUAAAAUAAAGACGGAGUCCAGUAAUUGUUGGUUGUUUGGUGUGAAAUUGUUAAAACAUCUGCCAAGUCUUUGAAACCAGAACUGGACAAUGGAGAAGGGAGUGGGGAAAAAAAACAAACCUUUUAACUUCUAGUUGCAUUUUCAGCUUUCUGCUUACACGAGUUUUUUUCACUUCGCUUUAUAAAGAUUUGAAACUAUGUUCAAUUAGCAAUCUAUUGGGGAAAUAAUGAUCACAACAAUGCAUUGGUCGUAUGGAUAUGCUCUAUGAAGCUUGAGCAUGUCAAUUUCUUUUACCGACCACUAAAUAUUUCUAACAAUUAUUCGGGAGAAGCAAGAGCGGACUGUUCAAAGUCACUUUGAGCAUCAACAAAAAAUAAGGAUAUCUUGCUUUUCAUUCGUGGCCCAGUAAAUGUUACUUUGAACUUGCGAUUGCUGAACUACCUUUUCUUUCAAUGUAAAGCGCUCUGUAGUCUGUACUAGCCAUAUCUGAAAGGAAAGGCUUAAUGUUAUUUAAUAUAGUAGUUCAUCUUAAAUAAAAGCGAUUGGGUCCAUGUCA
Messenger RNA from Humulus lupulus (European hop), 1667 nucleotides. RefSeq names its product TATA-box-binding protein. Bases 204 to 806 code for a protein of 200 amino acids. Gene Ontology annotation, molecular function: DNA binding; RNA polymerase II general transcription initiation factor activity. The transcript is spliced from 9 exons. Lineage: Eukaryota; Viridiplantae; Streptophyta; Magnoliopsida; Rosales; Cannabaceae. Gene Ontology annotation, biological process: DNA-templated transcription initiation. The record is from RefSeq and is a predicted model, not a curated record.